CUGCGAUCCAGUCGUGCCUCUGCUGCAGUCUCUUUACCUUGGAAAAUUACCUGCCGUCGAAAACCUUGAGAUUGAAUCUCUGAUGUACGGCCAACGCCUGCCGAACCAGAAACGACGCCCGCUCUUGUGCGGGAAACAACCUGGAUGCGCCGGCAAAACCGCUUUGGUCAUAUAAUACCCGUGCGAGGAGCGAAAAGUCGUGAGAGCUCGAAAAAUCCCUUUUUUCCUCUCCCAUCUAUUUAGAAGAUGCGAGGAGAAUCGGAACAUGAGCGCGAACAAAGGAUCAAUGACCUCUGGGAGAUCCUUGAUGACCGCCGCAGGGGCCAGGUGGACCUGAAAGAUUUCAAGAGGGGCUUGAAGAAGAUGGACCAUCCCUUGAAAAAUGCAGAUUCCCUCCUGAAGGAUAUUAUAGAAGCUGUCGACACAAGCGGAGAUGGCCGAAUCCAGUUCAAUGAAUUUCGGGACUUCGUCGAACGUGCGGAGAGAGAGCUCUGGCAGCUCUUCGAAACAGUUGAUCGCGAUCAUGACGGCCAUGUGGACAAAGAAGAACUGCAAUCUGCAUUUGCGCGAGCUGGCUUGACAGUUCGUAAGUCUAAACUGGACCAGUUCUUCUCGGAGAUGGACACAAAUAACGAUGGGGUAAUCAGCUUUGAGGAAUGGAGGGACUUCCUUCUUUUUCUCCCGGCCAAUCCCACGCAUUUAUCUAAUAUGCGUGCAAUUCUUUCUUAUUAUUCUGCGACUGGAAAUUUGAACCCCGAGGGUGACGUCCACAUAAACGAACCUCUCCAGGGAUUAGGUCGCGAGUCCCACAUAGACAAUGUGUUUCGAUAUCAUCCCGAUGGCCCUGUCGUUCCCUCCGGUGAUGCUGAGCUUGAAUGGCUUCCUGUACCCUGGAAUGUAUCACUGUGGCUGUAUUUCCGGUAUCUUGAACACGUAUUGACGGAAAGCACGCCCCACUUAGGUUACUUCCUUGCGGGCGGAAUGGCUGGUGUUGUGUCAAGAACUUCGACGGCGCCGCUGGAUCGCCUGAGGGUCUAUCUGAUUGCGCAGACAAAGCCGCAAUCUGUUGCAGCCAGUGUUAAGUCUGGCGCUGCUGUUGAGGUAGCAGGGUGGAGGGCAUGGCCACUUGUCCACGCCCUGAAGGACCUGUGGCGUGCGGGUGGGAUACGAAGCUUAUUUGCCGGAAACGGUUUGAACGUUGCCAAAGUCAUGCCUGAGUCAGCUAUCAAAUUCGGAGCAUACGAAGCCUCCAGGCGCAUGUUCGCAGGAUUAGAAGGGCAUCACGAUCCAAAGCAGCUGCUCCCAGUUUCGCAGUUUCUGGCUGGUGGAAUUGGCGGCAUGGUUUCUCAAUGUUUCGUUUAUCCCUUAGAUACCUUGAAAUUCCGCAUGCAAUGCGAAACCGUGGAAGGUGGUCUUCGUGGUAACCGUCUCAUCAUUGCAACUGCCAGGAAGAUGUGGUCGACCAACGGUGUUUUCGCUUACUAUCGUGGUCUUCAACUGGGCCUCAUAGGAAUGUUCCCCUAUGCGGCCAUUGACCUUAUGACCUUCGAAUAUCUUAAAUCAACUCUGAUUAGUCGCAAAGCCCACCUUCUCCGUUGUCAUGAAGAAGACGCACCACUCAGCAACUUCACCACUGGUGCCAUAGGAGCAUUUAGCGGUGCUCUCAGUGCAUCAAUGGUCUACCCUUUAAACGUCCUUCGGACACGUCUACAGGCGCAAGGAACCACUCAACACAAGGCCACGUAUACGGGUAUCGUGGACGUAGCUCGAAAAACUUUCGAAAGCGAAGGAGUCCGUGGCCUUUAUAGAGGAUUAACGCCAAAUUUGCUGAAGGUGGUACCGUCGGUGUCGAUCAGCUACAUCGUAUACGAGAAUUCAAAGAGACUCCUUGGAUUGAGCUAAUCAGAGGAAUGACACCUGGCGCAUUCGUAUGGUACGAUUCUCGUUGCUUCCCGUGCUAAUGGAAAUUGGUAUUCUCCUUUUUUUCCCUCCCAUUGCAUGUGAUACACCCUAAUGCCAUCCAUUGUGGUUAUGAUACCCCAGCUGGAAAGCUGAAUCAUUAUUUCAAAGUUUCCAUGUAUCUCUAUAUCUUCUUGCCUUCUUGGUGCUGCAUUGCAUACUGCAUUUUGAGCGAUAUAUGUAUUUUGGUUUGAUGCUCUGUUCCCAUACCCGUGGGCACCCAUGAGUUCUACUUUUGGUGUCCCCAACAUCUGGAUGUUUACCUGCUGCAUUUAAUAUUGUGGUCAAGCGCCUGGCAUUGGCUCUCGCGUUUAUUUGAUUUAAAAUUUGAGCCCUCCUUAGAUAGGUAGCCAGAUCGUUGCAUAGCGACUCAAAAAUAUUUACAACCCUCAUUUGUUUAUUUAUAGUCUUGGUAGAGCUCUCUGGGGCACAGAGAACGGGAUUCUACACGUCAUUAACAGAUCCAGAGUUUCGGAUGAAACAAUAUGGAGAUUUUCUUAACAACUCCUUCUGUUCGGACUCAAAUCUUCUUCUGGACAGCUCCAACCUCCUCAUCCUUUCCCAGAAUAUCCGGCACCGGCCCCACCGGCGUAAUCGCAAACUGAUUGAUCUGCUUAUGACUCUUGGUAUAGUGUUUCCUGAUAUGCUCGAAGUCCGUCGUCUCACCGAACGCCGGAAUAUCCCAAUACAAGUGUCUUAGCCAGCGAUGGAUGGCCGGGUACCCGGAGCGAAUGUCUCGCACGUUGCAUUUGAAGUGCUGCACGUAAACCGGGUCGAAGCGGAUGAUUGUGGUAUACAGGCGUAUGUCGGCUUCGGUGACGGUAUUUCCGAAAAAGUAGAUGCUGGAUGGGUCUGAAGGAUCGUAUUUCGAAGCAAGGUGGGAUUCGAUGCGGUCGAGGGAGGAGAAGAGGGGCCAGAUGGCUGCUUCAUAGGC
Messenger RNA from Coccidioides immitis RS, 2893 nucleotides. RefSeq names its product calcium dependent mitochondrial carrier protein. The transcript has 9 exons. Gene Ontology annotation, biological process: transmembrane transport. The record is from RefSeq and is a predicted model, not a curated record. The coding region runs from base 247 to 1902 and encodes 551 amino acids. Lineage: Eukaryota; Fungi; Ascomycota; Eurotiomycetes; Onygenales; Onygenaceae. Gene Ontology annotation, molecular function: ATP transmembrane transporter activity; calcium ion binding.